AGUGAUGUUAACGUGUGAGUGGAUUUAGAUCUAGAUCUACAUUAGUCAUUUCCUAAGGAUUCAGCCCAUUCUAAUUUGGAAGUAUUGUUGCUAUGAUAGAGCAUCAUGGCUUCUCCAAAUUUUAUUGAAAAUUUAGAACUUCAGAUAUCAGAAAUUGAACUCCUUGAUAGCAUGUUUCCUGGAGAUGGCGAGUUUUGCCUCGAUGACCCUAGCGUGCUGUCCGACGUACAGACUUUCGUAGAUAAAUCCGCCGAGUCUACAGGCGUAGCCGAUCAAGGAAUUUCUGGUAACUCAGCCUCGGGGAAAGGAGGCACGGGCGCAAUCAGGCAACUGUCGUUUUCUAUCAAGAUUUCUAUCAAUGAUCAGCAUAAUGGGAUUCCAAAUAUCGAUCUGGAUCUCCAGUGCUGCCUUCCUUUAGACUAUCCCAAUGUUCUACCAGAACUUAACGUCCAAUCCAAUGUACUGUCAAGACAGCAGUACAGAAUACUCAACGAUGAUCUGAUGGAGCACAUAGAGAGCCUAGACAGAGGAGAGCUGUGCAUUACAGAAGCUGUCCAAUGGCUCCAGGAAAAUGCCUCUUGUUACCUGAAAACUGCAGAAGUUCCUAGCCAAGGGAACGUGAAGGAGCAAAGCAAGAAAAAACAGCAGCCCUCAUCUUUCACUCGUCUCUGGAUACACAGCCAUCAUAUAUACAGCCGAUCAAAACGGGAGGACAUCUUUGCUUGGUCCAAGGAGAGAGGUCUCACAGGGUUUAGUCUUCCAGGAAAACCGGGCAUUAUUUGUGUCGAAGGAUCCCAAGGGGAUGUGGACGAAAUCUGGCAUAAACUCCGGAGAUUAAACUGGAAAAAGCUGACCAGCAAGCACAGAGAAGAUUUUGCCCUUGAUGCUGAUGACACAGAACUCUUCAGUACGAAUUUCAGUCGUCUCAGGCAUUUCUCAGAUUUUCAGGAGAUUAAUUUUGCUGUGAGGGGUUCUCGGGACUACCACAUGGACCUAGGACAGUUUUUCCAAUAUCUUGAAAAGCACGACUGUGCUGAUGCAUUCAAGAUUUUAUUGGGAGUAGAUGGAAGGGUAUCUCAAAAGGAUACAAGUUGAAACUACUUCUUCUCCAGCUGUAAUUUACUAAGUACAUGUAGUUUGAGAGAUGAGGAUGUUAAUUGAAUUUAAAUUCUUUAAAUAGUGCAAUUUGCACUUUGGCUCAAAGACAUGUUCAUUUGAUUCUUUAGCUCUUGCUGAAAGACAGAAGGCCUAAUAUCAUUAAAUAAAUGUUUUUAUUUUUAAAAUUCAUGAUAUUUUUCAACCAAUGAAUACCAUAUGUCUUGUUUAGAAACAGAAAGGCAUUAACUCCGUGUAAGAUGAUAUAAAUAAGUGCCUUUCUGGCUCCAAACAGACAUUAUGUCAUAUCUCUGUAUUGAGAUAUAUCGCAAUGAUUUAUUAUUUCAGAUUCAUAACAUGACAAACCUACCUCAAAUAAUGUAUUUUGUUGCUGGAAGAAAUUUCAAUAUACUCUUUUCCCCCUAAAACAGGCUCUUUUAUUUAUUUAGAACUCAAUUGUAAAUACAUUAUUCUAUGUCACAUCAUCUUAGUGGCAAAGCAUUAUGUUACCUGAACACUUUUCCAAUGGUUUCAAAUUUAGGUCAAUCUGGUUAAGAAGUAAAAACAUGAAUGCGACAAACAAUACUUGACAUUGAUGACCUACACUGUACAUUGCGCACUGGCAUACAUUUUGAAUCUCAAUUUGUUUUAAAUAUAUUUCAUGAUUACAAUUUUAACAAAUACUUUUUUAGUUCAAAACGGGUCUUCCAAUCCA
Strongylocentrotus purpuratus (purple sea urchin) is the source of this 1810-nucleotide messenger RNA. RefSeq names its product RWD domain-containing protein 2B-like. NCBI's taxonomy places the organism in Eukaryota, Metazoa, Echinodermata, Echinoidea, Camarodonta, Strongylocentrotidae. The transcript has 2 exons. The record is from RefSeq and is a predicted model, not a curated record. The coding region runs from base 106 to 1095 and encodes 329 amino acids. Gene Ontology annotation, molecular function: protein binding.